Molecule: messenger RNA, 1669 nt
Organism: Argentina anserina (silverweed cinquefoil)
Lineage: Eukaryota; Viridiplantae; Streptophyta; Magnoliopsida; Rosales; Rosaceae
Product: pectinesterase
Exons: 3
Biological process (GO): cell wall modification
Molecular function (GO): pectinesterase activity; pectinesterase inhibitor activity
Source: RefSeq, a predicted model, not a curated record
GUUUGUUUGAUACCUCUAAAGUGUGAGAAAUAUGUUUCAUCAGUUUGUGGUGUUAGGGUUCCUUCUGGUACUGGGAGGGGCCUCAGUGUCUGGGGCUGCCUUGGAGAAGUACCAAGUUUAUGCUCAAAAGGAAUGCAGCUUAACAAGAUAUCCCAGCAUUUGUGUUCAAAGCUUGAUGGGGUUGGGUGGUUCUGGGCACCAAGAUCCUCAACAUGUUGAUAUAAUGUCGGCUCUUAUUAACAAGACCAUUUAUGAGACCCGGUUGGCUGCCUCCGAGUUUUCUAAAUUCAGCUCCCAAUUAUUUGAAGUCCGUGAAUCUCAACCCUCUCACAGUUCUGUCAAAGACUACUGUGAAGAGCUAAUGACCAUGUCCUUGAAGCGCCUAGACCAAUCCCUGAUAGCUCUCAAGAAUUCGCCCUUGAAAAACAAGUAAGACAUUCAGGCGUGGCUAAGUGCUGCCUUGACUUUCCAAGAAACAUGCAAGGACUACGCCGCCGACCACGACCUCAGCCUCACGAGCUCCGACAAUCUCAGGGUCGAUCUUUCCAAGCGCCUAGACUAUGCCUCUCAGUUGGGAAGUAAUCUAUUAGCUCUCGUCAAUCGUGCUACGAGUUCCGGUUCUCCGAAGAACACAACUCGUGAGAAACAAGCAGAGAUUUUUCCAGAAUGGCUUUCUCCGAAGAACCGGAAACUACUUCAAACAACCACCGUCAAAGCGAACGUGGUGGUUGCCCAAGAUGGAUCAGGGAACUGUAAGACGGUGUCAGAGGCUAUUGAGGCAGCUUCUGGGGGUCGCUUUGUGAUUUAUGUAAAGGCGGGAGUUUAUAAGGAGAAGAUUCGGGCUAACAAAGAUGGUAUUACGUUGAUCGGAGAUGGAAAAUAUUCGACUAUUAUUACUGGGGAUUCUAGCGUCUCUAAAGGAGCUUCCAUGCCUGGCUCAGCUACUUUCACCGUAACAGGAGAUGGAUUCAUAGCUCGAGAUAUUGGUUUCCAAAACACAGCUGGCGCCGAUGCAGAACAAGCUUUAGCUCUGUACAUCUCUUCUGAUCACUCGGUUCUCUACAAGUGUAGCAUUGUUGGCUACCAAGACACACUCUACGCCCUCGCCCUCCGCCAAUUCUACAGAGAAUGCGACAUCUACGGCAGCAUCGACUUCAUUUUCGGAAACGCCGCCGCCGUCUUCCAGAGUUGCAAUAUCGUAUUACGCAGGCAUAAGGGCUACAAUGCAAUCCUGGCAAGCGGGAGGUCCGACCCGGGACAAACCACGGGAUUUUCUGUCCAAAAAUGUAGGAUCGUAUUUUCCGUCCAAAACUGUAGGAUCGUUCCCGGGUCGGACUUAUCUCCUGUUAAACGUUCAUACAGUUCGUAUCUUGGGAGGCCAUGGAAGGCCUAUGCUAGGGCCGUGGUCAUGCAAUCUAACAUUGACGACGUUAUCGCACCCAGAGGCUGGGUCGAGUGGCCUGGGGCUGGAGCCUCUAACCCCAAAUCACUCUACUUUGCGGAGUUUGAAAAUGUAGGACCUGGGGCUGGAGUGAGCCAGAGGGUGCAGUGGCCAGGGUUUCAUGUUAUUGGAGCUGAUGUGGCUGUUCAGUAUACUGUUGCUAACUUUAUUGCUGGAAUUUCAUGGCUGCCUUCGACUGGGGUGACUUUUGUUUCUGGCCUCCAUUGA